This is a messenger RNA of Pelecanus crispus (Dalmatian pelican), 2451 nucleotides long. Lineage: Eukaryota; Metazoa; Chordata; Aves; Pelecaniformes; Pelecanidae. The record is from RefSeq and is a predicted model, not a curated record.
UGUACAAGGGAAGAUGGAGGGCGUUCUGCUGCCAGCAGCAUCUUGCAAAACCGUUCUGGAAUUAAUAGAAGUACAAAAAACCUUACAGCUUGCCAGAUCUUCCUGCCAAAUGCUACCAUUACUGGCUUUACUGUUAUCAGCUACUUCCGUCGGCUCCUGCAGUCAGCAAAAUUCAGGAGCUGUAAUAACAGCUCAUACUUACCUGAUGCAUCUUCAGCUCCAAUAGAUGAACCUGUCAGUGAGCUCAGCAGCUUGGCUAGCUUGAGCAGAAACUCCUGUUUUGUUCAGUCUAGUGGCAGAGAAAGUUUUUUAGGGUCCUGGCAGCAGUCCUUGAGCCUGACUUCAUCUGUUGCUUGGGUAACAGCGGAAGACUUUCCUACUCUGGAAGUGGGAAAACUGGUGAGUGAACAGCAUGAACAAGAGGGGUGGCCUGUCUCUGCAGAAUCGUGCAGUGUAAGCCUCAACAAUCAAACUCUUUGGGAUUCACAGUUUUGCAGCUCUUCUGUGAAGGAAGGAGAAGAGGAGGAUAAUGUAUUGAGUUCACAGCCUAGUUGGACUGACAGUAUUUCUGCAACUGAUAAGUUAGAGAGAGCGUCCUCUUCAAAGACUGAGUGUUCACACGGAAACAGUUCCAGGUUGUUACAACAUCCCUUGGAAUUUGGGGUAAAAAGCAUUUGCCCAAAGACUAAUAGCAGAAAUUAUUCUUACCCAGAAAAAUCCCACAACUCCCUUUUUCACAAGAGAGAUGCCUCAGCUUCUAAUCACAUAAAAGUAGCACAAGUGUCUCAGACGGACUCUAUGCUUUGGGACGAGCUCCCAUUCUCGGAAAGCCUAAAUGAAUUUUUAGCCAGAAUAGAGGAUGACAAGAGUGUUGUAACAUCACCCAGCCUUGAUGCAGGCAAACAGGCCCUUCUUGAAAGUAGCAAGUUGGGUGUGAAUCUUAACAAAUCGCAUCCCAGGCAAACCCUAGUAGCUGAUGACUUGCCUGAAGCGAGUAUCUCGGGGAGGUUCUUGCCACCAGCAGAGAAUGAUAGUUGGGAGAACAUAUGGUUUGCUUGUCUUCAGUCAAAUGCAAAUCCCCUGAGUGAUGAGGUGUCACAAUGUGAGUUUUCCCCUAGUGUUUUAUCUUCAACUGACAGGGAAGGCGGAGCAUCACGCUUUAUACCUAACCCUCAUCUACCUGUUCUGUCACAGUCCUUGCCAGCUACAUCAGAGCCUUCUGUUUCCGAAAGAAGAUACGUGCAGUCCAAAGAAGCAAAUACUGACAUUUCAAAGUCAGCUUGGUCUUUUAUUAGUCUGCAGUGUACUGCUGAACAUGGAGAAACCUCCUGUUUAAAAAGGAGCGAGGCAGCUAUGUGUGUGCAUUCUGCACAUGAUAGCUGUUUAGCUGGUUGUGAAAAUAAAGAAAAUUCUUCUACACCAAGCCAAAGAACUAAUCUUACAUUCACAGGGGCAUGGGACGCUGAUCCAGCAACUCCUGACAAUACAAGAAGGAUAUAUAAAAGAGAAUUAAAGCCAUUGACAGAACUAUCAGAAAAUACCUUCAAAAGUGUCAAUAGGAAAGAGAUGCUGUGGAACAGUGUCUUCCCUGAAGGCAGCUACAAUGCUUCUGCUGAUCUCUUUGAUGCAAGUGCAAGAGAGGUAGCAAAACCUGUAGAAUUCUUAAAUAAAUCAUGUAAUUCUUUAACACAGGAAGAUACUUUGACAGAAAAGGUCACAGCUCCUGAAUUGGUGCUUUAUCCUGGAGAUGUUCCCUGUGACAGUUCAAAACCGAGCUCAUCCCUGCGCAGGUCCGCUCCUGCUUUUAAUAAGUACAGUACACCAGUAACUUACUCCUUUUGUGAUUCAGAGUGCAAUUCACUUAGCACUCAAGACUUCGUUCCUUAUUCGCAGUCAACUCCUAUGACAAAACCUCUCCAGAAACUGUGGCCUGUUAGGGAAAGAAGCUCUUCUGUCACUAUCUUCACCCCUAAAAAUCCCGCUAAAAUCCAUUCCAAAUGCAAGCGAUCCAGGUCUUCCUUUCAAAACACUCUGUUGCAGCAGCUUACCGGCAGGUUAGUGAAAGGUGAAAGGCCAAAUAACAGGGAAGACAAGGAAAGUAAUAGCUCUGUUUCACAGCUGCUCCUUAACAGCCAACUGCCUGCCACCUUUGAGGAGUGGAUCCCUCCAUCUGCAAACAAAAGAGAGAACAGUAAAAAUGAUGUAUGCUUCAGAAGUGCGAGAUUAAACCCUGGGGAGGCAUCCAGGAUUCUAACAACUCCUGUAGCUGCAGGUGGCACCAAGGCCUUGUUUUUAAACAAUACGAUCCUGGAAACUUGUUUCCCUUCAGAAGGCAAGAAUUGCCUCUCAAGUGCAAGUUACUCAGGGGGUAUAUUGGGAGGGGCAAUCGGCUGGUCUCCCGAGUUGUUCUUCCAAGCACAGAGCCCUUUUUCCAACAAGCCAAAAUACUAA